AUGGAGUCUAGAGAGAGAGAGAGAUUACCCGUAUUCGACCCGUUACUCGGCUCGUACCCGUCCCGUAUUCGACCCGUUACUCGGCUCGUACCCGUCCCGAAAAAAGAAAGAAACCAUGGGAGACGAUAUUAUGUUGCGGUGAAUCAAGAUGUUCGAGAAAGUAAAUCAACUUUGUUAUGGGCUUUGAAGACUCUUCAAGUCAACAAGAUUUUCCUUCUUCACGUUCAUCUUCCAUUUUCCUUGACCACUUCUUCAAGUGGUCUUACACAAGGGGAGAUCGAUGCAAUCCAAGAUUUAGAACUCAAGACUUCAUACCGUAGCCUUUACAAGUACCGUGAUAUCUGCAUAAAAAAUAGGGUUAAGGAAGAAGAUGUGGACAUAUCAGUGAUCUCAAGAUAUGAUGUGGGUGAAGGUAUUGUGGAACUCAUCUAUGAAAACAAUAUCAAGAAGCUCGUUGUGGGAGCAGCAGCUGAUCCUCACUACUCCAGGGGAAUGGGUAUCACAUCAAGAAAAGCAGAGUAUGUGCUUCAACAUGCACCUCAGAGCUGUAACAUGUGGUUCAUCUGCAAGGGGAAACUCAUCGAGACAAGAGAAGGAAGUUUCGACCUUGGGAAUCCAUCAGAAUCAUUCUCAGAAUUCUCAACUUCAGCGGAGAAACCAAGCAAAGGAAGAAGAAGGGAUGAAGAUGAAGCCGAGUCACCUAAAGAACAACAACCAGGUUGGAUACUGGAAAACGAGGAAGCAGCAAAGAAAGUAAGGAUAAGGAAAGAACCUGUGAAUGUGAAGUCGAAAAGCAAUGGGAGUGAAGCAGACUCAUCAAGUCCAUGUCUUCCUCCACAUGAGUAUAUGUGUCCUAUAACGUUGGAGAUAAUGGGAGAUCCGCAUGUGGCAGCUGAUGGAUUCACAUACGAGGCAGAGACAUUCAGAGAGUAUCUAAGGACAACAGGAGGGAAAAAGAAGUCGCCGAAGACAGGCGAGCCCCUUGAGAAUCACAAACUCAUUCCAAAUCACACUCUUCGUAUAGUCAUUAGGGAGUGGCUGGAGAAGCACCCUAAUUAUAGUCGUGAUUAAAAACCAUUAUCUUCGUAUAGUCAUUAGGGAGUGGUUUUUUCUAUACAUUGUUUAUACAACCAAAACCAAAGUAAAGAGCUAGUAGAGAAGGAGUGGAUAAGGACUGACAAGGAGUACAAUGUCUUAAGACAAAACAUUAGCAUCCCAUCGACUCUUAGAGCAUAUGCAUCAGUAGAAACUAGAAACUAUACAAAUUUCUCAGAUAUAUUAUUUCAAUAUAAUUUAAUUUUUGGUUUUAAAUUAAAAUUAUAAAGAGUAAAACAAAAUCAAUAAAAUAGUGACAUGUAGAGAGGUUCUCAUAUGUUCUCAUAUGAUAAUCGUUUCUCUCAUCUCUCUCCACCUUUUUAUUA
Camelina sativa (false flax) is the source of this 1421-nucleotide messenger RNA. Its product is annotated as U-box domain-containing protein 54. Gene Ontology annotation, biological process: protein ubiquitination. NCBI's taxonomy places the organism in Eukaryota, Viridiplantae, Streptophyta, Magnoliopsida, Brassicales, Brassicaceae. Gene Ontology annotation, molecular function: ubiquitin-protein transferase activity. The record is from RefSeq and is a predicted model, not a curated record.